Molecule: messenger RNA, 1292 nt
Organism: Diorhabda sublineata
Lineage: Eukaryota; Metazoa; Arthropoda; Insecta; Coleoptera; Chrysomelidae
Gene: Rpn12
Product: 26S proteasome non-ATPase regulatory subunit 8
Exons: 4
Coding region: 412-1215 (267 amino acids)
Biological process (GO): proteasome-mediated ubiquitin-dependent protein catabolic process
Cellular component (GO): cytosol; nucleus; proteasome regulatory particle
Source: RefSeq, a predicted model, not a curated record
GUCACGUUCUCUACUGCAAAAUCAAAUCAAUAGAAUAUACAGCUGCGCCGUAGCGUUUAGAACAUUCUAGAUUACCAUUACGGAACUUUCAAGUUAUUGCUAUUUCCCGUACCAGAUGGCGCAAUACCGUUGUGGCUACUAAUCGUUAGGUGAUACAGAAAUAAAAAUAAUCUAGAAGAUGUAUAUUCAAUAAUUGCCAUCUUAAAGUGAGGAUUACAUUAUAAGCAUUGUAUUCAUAGAAUAUGAAAUACUUAUCUUUUAUAUAUAAGUAAUCUAAAUUUUCUGUUUAUCUAUGUUUAUAUAAAUCAAAAACUCUUCUUUUUAAGAGAUUUUUGACAGCUGUCAAAAAAUAUUCAACUCAUCCUAUUGUGUGAAUAAUUUGCUGAUGAGAAUAACAUUAAAAUACAUAAAAUGGCCAAAGUAAAUGAAGUAGCAAACUUAUAUAAACAGUUAAAAUCAGAAUGGAAUACUGCCAACCCAAAUUUGAGUAAAUGUGAAAAGUUAUUAUCUACUUUGAAGCUGGAACUUACUAACCUUAUGUUUUUACCCACUACAACGGCUGCUGCAUCAAAACAAGAACUUCUUCUUGCAAGAGAUGUGUUAGAAAUAGGAGUACAAUGGAGUAUAGCCGCUAAGGAUAUAACCUCCUUUGAAAGAUACAUGGCACAACUCAAAUGUUAUUAUUUUGAUUACAAUAAUCAACUUCCAGAAUCUGCUUUCAAAUAUCAAUUAUUAGGAUUAAAUUUGUUAUUCUUAUUAUCCCAAAACAGAGUAGCUGAAUUUCAUACAGAAUUAGAACUAUUACCUGCAGAUCAUAUUCAGAAUGAUGUUUAUAUAAGGCAUCCUUUGUCUAUUGAACAGUAUCUAAUGGAAGGAAGUUACAAUAAAAUAUUUCUUGCAAAAGGUAAUGUUCCAGCAAAAAAUUACAACUUCUUCAUGGAUAUUUUGUUAGAUACAAUAAGAGAAGAGAUUGCAGACUGUUUAUCAGCAGCUUAUGAAAAAAUAUCAGUCACAGAUGUUGCCAGAAUGUUGUACUUACCCAAUGAAGAAGCGGCAAAAACAUUUGCCAAGAAGGCGUUCCAAAACAAAACAUGGAAAUUGAACAACAAUUUAUUCCAGUUUAUCCCAGAAGAAAAGACUCAUGAGCCAAUUCCAUCCCAGGAACUAGCUAAACAAGCUAUUGAAUAUGCAAAGGAGCUUGAAAUGAUUGUUUAAACAUUUAUUUAUAUCCUCACUAAAAAUUAAGACAUCCUGUGGUUUUUUUUACUAAAAUAAAACAAGUUAUCAAAGGA